Molecule: messenger RNA, 3369 nt
Organism: Sipha flava (yellow sugarcane aphid)
Lineage: Eukaryota; Metazoa; Arthropoda; Insecta; Hemiptera; Aphididae
Exons: 16
Source: RefSeq, a predicted model, not a curated record
AUGUACAACCACCGUAAGUAUCCACUGACGCAAUUGUCCAAACUUAAGGAAGCCACCAGAUUGCGAAUGGAAUGCGAGAGGGAGGCUAAGCGGAGGGACAACGAGACGGUACGAGAAUGUGAUAACCAAAUCACUCGGAAACGACUUGGUAAACCUCAUGUGAACCGAACAGAAAAUCUCAUAAGAAUAAACGACAAUCGAUUUUACCACGACGAUAGUGAUCCUAUUAAAUAUGUUUCUCAACGAUUAAAUCUUGAUGAAAAAAUUAAAAUGCUUGAGUUAAAUUUGAAAAAUCGUGAAAUCGAUAUGAUAGAGGAAAAAAAUAGGCUCAAGAUUGUGGAAGAACCGCAGUUGGUGGUUAAUGAUGGUAACGAUUUCGUCUUGUUCAGCGAAAAUACGGUCCAUUAUAAUAUAGAAAAAAAUGAUACAAUAAUUGAAAAAGAUCAUUCGAAUAUGGUGAACUCGAACGCAACACAUGAAGUUUCUAAACUACAUAUUAAAGUCACAAAUCGCAGUAAGAACACCAUAUUAUGCCGUUACAGUCACCUGUCUGAUCCAAAUUCUGUGCUUCGAGAUGACAUGAAUAUUAUAAAACGUGACAGUGACGUUCAGUUAUUUUUAGACGGGUUAACAAAGCACAUGGCCGCGUUGAAUUGUACCGCAAAUGCCGCGAAAAUUGAUAAGAACAUAUUUAAAGAUAUCAUCGGAUCCGUCGUUCGUAAAAUGUUCACUUACUUCAGGUGGAGGAAUAACACCAACGUGUUGCUACCGGCUAAAGGGUCCGUAAGAGUACCGGUUAUUUUCAACCAGAACUUUGCGCACUCUACGGUCUCCGAAUCGUUUGUGAUCACGUUCGACAGCACGGACCAUGACAUUCCUAAUCAGGGAGUGAACGUCAUCGGUUACAUCAAAGAACAAGAGCUAAUCGUAAUACCUGACGUUAUUGACGCCGGAAUUUGCUAUUUAACAAGCUCCGAGCAAGUGGUCGGUUUUCGGGUUCAGAACAGCAGCAGAGUGAUGAUGCCAUACGAGAUCAAACUGCCCAACAGAGGACUUUUCAGACACGUGAAACUCAGCCACUCGAAGGGAUACCUUAGAGCCAAUUCCUCGCUUGAAGUGUCCGUGCGACUACAUCUGAAAUACGAUAUUAUAUGGUCGGACGACUGUGCGAUAUUCUUUGACGCGGACAGCGGUUUCUUAAAGUUCCCCAUCCGAGUAUAUCCAUCCAACUCUAAGACUUGGUGCGAAGUACUUAUCUUCGCCGUGGUGACUUCGCCGUUUGGUUUAAAGCUGACGCCUGACCGUUUGGAUUUCGGAACGGUCAACACGACGGAAACGGUUGUCCGUAGUGUUGCAUUGGCCAACUAUUCAAGGACUCCGAUGAAUUAUGGAUUUUUGGAUUUGCCGGAGAUGGUUUCCAUACACCCAACUGCAUUUGGAACUAUAUUUUCUGGUGAAAUUAUCUGUCUGCACGUGCAUUACAGUCCUAAAAUACCAAAAAUGUUACCUCGAGACGUUCAUAUGUUUGAAGAUGAUUUCAUAAUAACAUGUAGUACAAUUACUGGUUUGAAUGCAGACAAAAUUUUCUCUGAAGCCGAGACAACCGAACAAAUUUACGAAACAGCUACUGAAGAAAUAUCAACUGUUAAUGAAUAUAAUAAAUCGACAGCAAGCAUCAAUUAUACCUACGAAUUAGACCAUGGCCCGGAUAAAAUACAGAUGCAGAGACUUAUGAACGUUGUCAAAGUAAAUUCGUCGAUUAGAAAUUCCAUUGUAAAAGAAGCUACAAUGAUUUGCAACGCGAAAAUACACGAGAUUCCUGUAGAACUUUCCGUUCAGAAAAUCAUUUUUGAAAAAACUCCGCACACAUCCUUUUCGACGUUUAAUAUCGAUUUGAGAGCAUCAAACUUGUCGUCUGUAUCUGAACGUAAUAUAAAAUCGUUCCUGGAUUUCAAGAUUAGAUUCGAGUUCGUUUCGGACGACCCUUCUGUAGAGUUUAAGCCGAAAAAUGGAAUUCUACAAUCGAAAGAUGUAAUUAAAAUUUGUGUCGUACUUCGGCCGAAAUUUGAUCACAAAUUAAAAAAUAUGUAUAAGAAAUGUCUCGAUUUUGUGUCAGAGAAUAUUGAUGUCAAUCAAAUUUUAAAACAUGAAUAUCACUAUCUAAACCAAGUAUAUUUUUUUGGUUACCACUGUUUACCAAAUAUUAAAUGAAACCUUUUGAUUGGUCAGGUUAAUGGACCAUUAACUCACGAUCAAAUCAGAUUAUUCGAAGCUAACCGAACAUUUUAUUCCAAGCUAACGGACCAAACGAAAAUUAUUUCCGCUGUGUGCUUUGUACAAUUUAUUAACAAAAAAUCAAUCGAAUAUUUUGGAUUUGACACGGGAUCGUUGAAGCUAAGUGUUGUGUGCCCGACAAUGAGGCCGAACAUAAUCUUGUUUGCCGAUCGAAUACAUUUCGGCAGAUGCACCAUGAACGUCCGUCACGAGCAAUUGCUGUUUGUGCGAAACGUAACAGAGCGCCCGGUCCCGUUGAAGAUCUCUCUGCCGGACCCGAUCGGACCUUUCUUCUGUUCAUUCGCUCUGAACGGCGAGUCGCAGUUGCUAUCUCCGGGUGUUACGAUGCCUAUCAAAGUAUUGUUUACGCCCGAACACGAAUCGACGGUGAACGAAACCUUGGAGGUCACAUCGGAGACGACGCGGCUAACGGUCAAGUUGUCGGGCUGCGGUCUGAGGCCGACGUGCGACAUCACGCCCGGCGGUAUCUUCAACAUAAUACAUACCACGCACGAACACUCGGACAGCAAAUUCAUUUUUCAGGUGACAAAUACCAGCGGCACUGGCUUCCGGUUUAACGUGCAAUUAGAAUGGACAAAGCAGCGUUUGGAUGCGAUGACUGACGACGAAUCUUACAAGUUCACGGAAGGAUUGCGACUAGAAGAUCGUUCGACUGCGGUUUUGCGAUUCAACGGACCGGACUGGACAGAACUAGUAGGCGACGGUGCAUUCGACCUGGGAAACAAUGGCAAACCCUUGUGGUUUCAGCUAAAUCCCAACGACGUGCGUAACGUUGAGGUGACUUUUAAGCCCUCGGAUCGUCCUGUUGAAAAACUCGUUCCGGUGCAAGACAUUUUAUCCUUUGCCGUCGAAGACGAAACCGACCUCGUUCCCGGUAGAAUAAUCUUUUGGCGUCAAGUUUACGUGGCAAAAAUCAACGUGCACGUCGGCCAAUCGAUUCUCCACUGGUUCUACGUACUAGGUUUUGUCCUCAUGAAAACUCCUACUGCUACUAUCCAAAGCAUUCCCGUCGAUAACAAUAAUUAUACCAAAACCAUUGAUAACAUAAUAACACCGAGAAACAAUGCACAAUAA